Messenger RNA from Brachypodium distachyon (stiff brome), 1142 nucleotides. RefSeq names its product universal stress protein PHOS32. The transcript has 4 exons. Bases 295 to 789 code for a protein of 164 amino acids. The record is from RefSeq and is a predicted model, not a curated record. NCBI's taxonomy places the organism in Eukaryota, Viridiplantae, Streptophyta, Magnoliopsida, Poales, Poaceae.
CAGUAAGUUCAGAGCCGUGGACGGCUGGAGUCUAAGCUGGCCACGGCCCACGGGCACGGCAGAUGCGGUGUGCCGCGGGCGCAAGAGACUCCCGCCCGCCAGUAGCCAAAAGGUCAAGAAGACUCACUCCACCGUGUCCGUGCCCGCCGCUGCCUUGUAGAGCUACGCUAAGCUAAGCUCGGGGCGCCAACGGUUGAUCGAUCCAGUAAAUUAACCACGCGACAGCGAAGGAGCAAAGGCAGCACGCAACGCAACCUGACGCUAGCUUCGCUGGGGGCAUCAGCAUCAUCAGCCAUGGCGACGGGGGGCGGCAACCUGGGCAGCGUGGUGGUGGCGGUGGACGGCAGCGAGGAGAGCAUGAAGGCGCUGCGCUGGGCGCUCGACAGCGUCCGCCUCCGCCCCGACGGCGCGCUCGUCGUGCUCCACGUCCAGCCGCGCCCGGGCAUCGCCGCCGGGCUCAACCCCGGCCCCAUCCCCUUCGGCGGCCCCAGGGAGGUGGAGGUGCCGGCGUUCACGCAGGCGAUCGAGGCGCACCAGCGGCGGAUCACGGAGGCCAUCCUGGAGCACGCGCUCAAGAUUUGCGCCGAGAAGAACGUGGAGGUGAAGACGGAGGUGGUGGUGGGGGAUCCCAAGGAGAAGAUCUGCGAGGUGGCGGCCGAGCUCAAGGCCGAUCUGCUCGUCAUGGGAUCCAGGGCCAUUGGGCCUGUCAAGAGGAUGUUCUUGGGCAGCGUGAGCAACUACUGCAUCAACAGCGUGGGCUGCCCCGUCGUCGUAAUCAAGGGCACCUGAAGACCAUCUUCGAACCAACAUUCUCUGCUUUGCUGCAGUCCACAUCAAGUUUUUGAUGCAAUCUGUAAUCCUGCGCGACACAAUGUUUUCGUGUCACCUGGCGUUGUUUGGUGGUGUGUGGUUCCGAUGGACGACAACUGCUCUGCUGUGCGUGCAUACAACGUAUAUCCCGUGCAAAGGAAAAUGUGUGUAUUAUUGGUUUUGUGGACUUUGUGGGGGAAUAAGCGCCGGUGUAGCACAUGGUUUUGUGUACUCCUGUGGUUCUGGCCUUCUGGGAAAACGUGGUACCAUGUGGCAUGUGAAUGUGAACAUUUGCGAAAUGUAAAACCCUCCAUCCUGUGUUCUUUAUCUGA